Messenger RNA from Spathaspora passalidarum NRRL Y-27907, 578 nucleotides. RefSeq lists its product as uncharacterized. The record is from RefSeq and is a predicted model, not a curated record. The transcript has a single exon. The annotation marks the transcript as partial. NCBI's taxonomy places the organism in Eukaryota, Fungi, Ascomycota, Pichiomycetes, Serinales, Debaryomycetaceae.
AGAACAACAGUCGCACAAUGAGCAAUAGUGGCAGUUAUACAACUAAGACACAGAUCAUACCCAAUCCCAUAAACUUCACGAAAAUAACCACUUUUAUUGAUAAUGAAACCAGGGAGCCAGUAUCUGUUCCUUUCCCACCACCGAUAACUUAUCCGGGGACACCCAUUAUCACACCACUGAAUAGUUUUACAGAAUUAUCGAAUAAAUUCAUACAAUAUCUAUCAGAUAUCGGAAUAACACGACAUAAUUAUGUCGCGAUUGAACAUGACAGACACAAGCUAUACAACUGUCAGUUAACAUUUGAUAUAAAUCAUAAACAGGAAACAUUUAAAAUUUUUCUCAAAGUAGUAUAUCAAAUGAACCAAUACGAUGAAGAGGAUCAAAGAUUACCGGCUAACUUAUAUGUCAGUAACGAAGAGUUGAUUGAUUAUUUACGAGAUAAGAUUAUAUUAAACAGCAAGACUAUCCUGGCUGUGGAGCUGAAAAUUAAUAUGUUAUUAAAAUUAUGUUCAAUUAAAUGUUUUAUAAAUGGAUUGGAGUUGGAAUUAUGACAAUUUUAUUUAUUAUGUACAACUAUU